Messenger RNA from Oncorhynchus keta (chum salmon), 3027 nucleotides. Its product is annotated as thymus-specific serine protease. The coding region runs from base 256 to 1794 and encodes 512 amino acids. NCBI's taxonomy places the organism in Eukaryota, Metazoa, Chordata, Actinopteri, Salmoniformes, Salmonidae. Gene Ontology annotation, biological process: proteolysis. The transcript is spliced from 12 exons. Gene Ontology annotation, molecular function: serine-type exopeptidase activity; dipeptidyl-peptidase activity. Gene Ontology annotation, cellular component: endosome; lysosome. The record is from RefSeq and is a predicted model, not a curated record.
UGUUCUAGUUUGGACCACUGCCACCGUUGGAGGAGAUAUGCCUAUUGCCCAGACUCACUUGCUGCGUCUUGAUUACGCUCAACUGGCGACUUGUUUACUAUAAAUAUGCACAGUGGGCAUCAGGGAAGCCCGGGGUGGACUAAAAACGUUGGUCACGCCAUAAAAGCAGGCGUUCUCCUCGCAUUAAGACGGCAAGGUUGUCCGACCAUUGUGUAGACCUAUAUCAGUAAAUAGGUCGUAGUUGGUGGCCUGAAGAUGCUUCUGUCUCCCAUCCGUUGUAUCAUCCUUCUCCUCCUUGUGAACUUCGUCUAUUCUGGACGAGUUCUGAGGAAGAUCAAGGAGCACGUGCGUAAAAUCCAGUAUGAGAAAACGAAGAAUAAUGUGCUGAUGAGCGCAGUCAACGGGCAUAAGCCCAUGAGCGAAGUGAGAGACGGGAAAAUUCACCAACCCCUGGACCACUUCGACAGUCAAAACGAUGAAACAUUUCCUCAGAGGUUUUUCGUGAAUGAAGCCUAUUGGGAGCGUCCUCAUGGCCCAGUGUUCCUGUUCAUCGGAGGGGAGGGCCCCAUCUCUGAGUUCAAUGUGCUGGCAGGCCACCAUGUGGACAUGGCUGAGGAGCAUGGGGCUCUGCUUGUGGCCCUGGAGCAUCGUUUCUAUGGCGAGAGCAUCAACAAAGAUGGCCUGGAGACUGAGAACCUGGGAGACCUGUCCAGCCAGCAGGCUCUUGCCGACGUCGCAGAAUUCCAUCAAUACAUCAGCGAUCGCUUUGACCUCUCUGACAAGAAUACCUGGAUCAGCUUUGGAGGUUCCUAUGCUGGGGCCUUGUCUGCCUGGCUCAGGGGAAAGUUCCCUCACCUGGUCUACGGUGCUGUGGCUUCCUCUGCUCCUGUCAAAGCCAAACUGGACUUCUCCACCUUCAACAAAGUGGUGGGUCUGAGCCUUGCGGACGAGGACGUUGGAGGUUCAGAUAAGUGUGUGGGGGACAUCUGGGAGGCCUUUGCUGCCGUGGAGGCCGCCCUGUUUGCAGGAAAUGCCACUGAGGUGGGGAAGGACUUUGGGUGCUGUGAGAUCCCUGAGAAUCUGGAGGACCAGAUCGAGGUCAUGCAGAGCCUGGCCGACAUCGUCAUGGGAACCGUGGAGUACAACGAGGAGGGGGGAAUCCUGACUAUUGAGGAGAUCUGUAAAAUAAUGACCAAUGAGACAGAGACCUACGAUUCGGAGACUGAGGCAUACGACCGGCUGAUCAAGCUGGUGCAGAUCUACCGGGCCACAGGCGAGGAGCCCUGUCUGGAUGCGUCCCACAAGCAGACCAUCCAGGACCUGAGUGACACGAAUCUGGACUCUGCCUACAAUGGAGAGAGACAGUGGUACUACCAGACCUGCACUGAGUUCGGCUUCUUCCAGACGUGUGAGGACGCCAGCUGUCCCUUCUCCCGCAUGCUGACCCUGCAGGCUCAGACCGACCUGUGUGCUGAGGUGUUCAACAUCCCCCAGCACAGUCUGCCCGGACACAUCGCCUUCACCAACAAGUACUAUGGAGGAGACCACCCCGACAUCGACAGGGUGCUCUAUGUCAACGGUAACAUUGACCCCUGGCGUGAGCUCAGCGUUCUGGAAGAGGACUUGGACAAGGAGGACAAAGAUAUGGCCAUCCUCAUCAAGGGCACCUCCCACUGUGCCGACAUGAAUCCCGGCGGCGCUGCAGACCGCCCCGCCCUGAAGCAGGCCCGCAAAGCUAUUGAGAGGAAAGUUGCCAAGUGGCUGAAGGAAGCUGCCUGGAAGUUUGUCGGCUGAUGGACCCAACGACAGGUUACCUGAUCAUCUGACCUUCCUGACCAUUACUCAGCCAAUCAAACUUUGGGCAGUGAAUCACAUGGUGCUGUGGACUGAGCCCCUCUUCAUGUUUCUCCCCAUGGGUCAGGUCCUCUAAGGUGGUGUUCUUCUGUUUUUUUUCUAACAUUCUUCUAGUGUUUUCCCUAUGGUUUUUCCUGGUGUUUUCCUAAUGUUUUUCUAGUGUUUUUCCUGGUGUUUUCCUAAUGUUUUUCUAGUGUUUUUCCUAUGGUUUUUCCUGGUGUUUUUCCUAUGGUUUUUCCUGGUGUUUUCCUAAUGUUUUUCUAGUGUUUUUCCUAUGGUUUUUCCUGGUGUUUUUCCUAUGGUUUUUCCUGGUGUUUUCCUAAUGUUUUUCUAGUGUUUUUCCUAUGGUUUUUCCUGGUGUUUUCCUAAUGUUUUUCUAGUGUUUUUCCUAUGGUUUUUCCUGGUGUUUUUCCUGGUGUUUUCAUAUUGUUUUCCUGGUGUUUUUCUAGUGUUUCUCCCAUGGUUUUUCCUGGUGUUUUCCUAAUGUUUUUCUAGUGUUUUUCCUAUGGUUUUUCCUGGUGUUUUUCCUGGUGUUUUCCUAAUGUUUUUCUAGUGUUUCUUCUAUGGUUUUUCCUGGUGUUUUCCUAAUGUUUUUCUAGUGUUUCUCCUAUGGUUUUUCCUGGUGUUUUUCCUGGUGUUUUCCUAUUGUUUUUCCUGGUGUUUUCCUAACGUUUUUCUAGUGUUUUUCUAACGUUCUUCUAGUUUUUACAUUUGUGGUUUUCUAACGUUUCUCUAACGUUUGUGUUUUUCCUAACGUUUUAUAGUGUUUUUCUAACGUUUUCAUAGUGUUUAUUGAAUGUUUUUAUAGCGUGCUUGAAUUUACUCCAGUAUAUAAGUUAUAGAUUUAUAUUUUAAUAGACAGUUUUAGUAAUUUAGGGAAACACUUAUAAUGCUGUACACAGUAUUUAAGUUUCCUAACUACGCACUGGUAGCGUAUAGCUAACCAGAGAGUCUCAGUAUAAGAUGACUUUAACAUCAUGGAGUGUUCUAAGGUUUACAGACAUUCACACAUUUUCCUUGGUCUGGAUUCAGUGAAGUUAUCUCAGACAAAACAUUAUCUGAAUGUGUGCUGGAUUGCUUUGUAGCUUGUGUGGAUCUUUUUAGGAGGAGUUAAUUUGAUUUCAUCCUGCAAGUUGGAAAAGUAUCAUCAAUAAAAGUUUGCUGAUAAUCUGG